GAAGCUGCGUGGUUUGAAUGUCCUGCAAUUGCCUACCGUGACCUUUAACCCAUCAAUGGGAUUACUUCUUCUGGCGGUAUCGCAUCCGUGCUUGUUCCUUGAGUAGGGUAAUAUCUUUCACCGUUCUCACACAACACACGGACUGGAAUGUUGCUCUUUCGGACCGACAAGUCACUCUCGACAUUUAAAUAGCUAGAACGUUCCGUCAUGUAUAUAAUGUCUUGCCUCUUUCUUGUUAAACCUUCGCAAGACAUCUUCCCUUCCUCUCACUGGUUCUUGGUCGGCUGGCGAUUUCCCACGUGGCCUUGGAUCGUUUGUCAUGGCACCUCCUGGCCCCGACUUCUUUCUUGGUGGUACCCUUGAAGUCAGAGUCGAAUUGUUUAGCCAAGCAAGCUAUUUGGUCGACGUUGCCCGGCAGCAUACCACACCCCUUCGUCCUGGGGCGACCCAUGGCUUCGAUGAAGCCCUCGAAGUAUCGGAGGAACUGUGGAGGAUCUUUGAGGUCGAAACCUUUAUUCACCAUCCUCACGUAGGCCAAAUACAAGAGGGUCUAGGUACAUGCAUGGCAAUUCGGCGUUUAUCUCGCUCACAUGGAAUAUUAGCGUCUUCCAGCCGCAUUAGAAGAUUAUCAGAACCUUUGGCAACGGCGGGAAUCCCAAUUCUUUGGCUUACAUCGCAUGAAAGUGAUUUUAUCUUGGUUCAAGCCAAGCACUUGGAUCAAACCCUUCAGAACAUGAAAGCGGCUGGUUACACUUUCACGCACCAAAAUGAUUAUGGACUACCACCCCGCGACGACAAACCUGUGAUUGUCGAAGGGAGGCGAUUCUUCGGCGAGGCAAUGAUCCACAAGCAAUCUAUUGAGGAGUUGGACCAUACCUUCUGGUCCCCUUCGAGAGGUUCUUAUGGGAACAUUGCCGUUAUCCCAGAGGGGCGCAAGAUAGCGGAGGACUUGGCGGAUGCUCGAGCUGAUGCGACAGGUUUGCGUCGACCGAAGCUGAGUCUAUCAACAAGACCACGCUCCUCUUUUGGAAAUCCACCCCUAUCUCCAACCAUCAAACGUAUCACGUUGCCCUCCCCUAGCCCAUCCGUGAAUAGUGCUAUAUCGAUAUCAGGUCCACCUGCAGUGUUCGGCAUUGUCGGUGUCAAACGUUGCCCAGGCACGCUGACCAAGUUGCUGCGCUUGUUUCUGUUUCCUGAAGCUAUCCAUCCAUUUCUGGACCAACCGAGAAACUCACCAGAUCAAGCUUCGCUAGAGAGCAAACUUCGAGGAUUAAAUCUUGAUGUCAUGUCUAAUGUGAGGGAAAGCUCCCAUAAGAUCUCAGCAUCCCCGGGCCCUUCCCUCUAUUCUCCUCCGCUGAGCCCACCAGCCGCAUCGUUGUCGCCCGGAUCGCAAACCCGAAGUCGGUCAGGGUCUCAUAUUAGCGUCAAGCGGCUUGGAAGAUUGGAGGCUAGCGUUCAAACACUUCCUUUCUGCUGUUACAUCAGCGCUCGACAAGUCCAAACUUUAGUCUCGGACGUUCAUACUCUUGCGAUGUUGUUUCCAAACGAGAACGAUCGGUUUGAGAAGCUGCAGGGUGCUUCUGCUGCUCACUGGUUCGAUGACUUCCCACGCUACACCGAUAAUUUUACGGAAUACCAUGAUCCUUCGGAUAUCUCUGACGGAAGAAGCAGGGCGAGAGGGAUGGAAAAAGCGGCGACAAGGAAUGAGACGUAUCGAUGCAUCCAAAUUGAUCUACGCGAGUUUGAACUUGAUAAGGUCGGCGUGAUAAGCCAUUUGUCCACGUUACUGCACAUGCGUAGCAUCAACCACGUUUUCUUUUCCUCGUUUAAGACUACCACCAUCUUGAUUCCGUGCGAAGAUGCAGAGGAGGCACUUAGUCUGCUGACCUCAGCGGGUCUUUACUCUAUAGGAUAGAGAGGAAUGUAUUACUUUAUAUACGAGUCCUGAAAGGCUCCCAAUGGCUCCCACAACGAAUCCGCCAGGUCCCGGGUUUGCAAACGAGGUUGAUGUGUUUCGCAUUGCCGAGGUGUCCGUCAUAUGGGUUUGUCGGCGGAUUCGCACCCCAAUACCUGGGACAAUGUUACCGUUCUAACGUACUCAACUAAAAGUGCAGCUGACAAGCUCUUGUGACCUCUCUCGACCAUGAUCUUCUCCUCGCCAUUGGAAGAAUAGUAGCUUCAUUAUUUAAGACAAAUUGAGUCUGAAAGCGUGCAGAAAGGGGGUUCAUGCGUGC
Molecule: messenger RNA, 2234 nt
Organism: Cantharellus anzutake
Lineage: Eukaryota; Fungi; Basidiomycota; Agaricomycetes; Cantharellales; Hydnaceae
Exons: 7
Coding region: 320-1915 (531 amino acids)
Biological process (GO): cellular response to L-arginine; regulation of intracellular signal transduction
Cellular component (GO): cytosol
Source: RefSeq, a predicted model, not a curated record